AUCACGAACCCCCGCCGCCCUGUCUGUCAACCACCGGAUUGAUGUGUAAUGCCAAAAAUGACCAGUCUGACAUAGAAAAGCAAUAUCCGAUUGUCAAUAACAACGAGAGCCCGCAGGCAUAUUGCACGGUAGCUAUUUAUUCCCUUAUUUAUUUCUAUUCGUUUUUAUCUCCCUCCAUUGAUUUUUCAGUAACGGCUGGGCUCGCGGGCUGCGGCUGCUGAGAGGCAGGUGCAUCGUCAGACAGACGCUCGUUGGGCGUGAUGUGAUGAGAUGGAUUCCGCUCCAGUGCAGCGACGAGACGGACGCAACCGGAGAAUCACCGAGUAGCAGCGAGGCGCGUGUGAUCGAGCUGCCGACACCGUGGCGCAGGAGCACGGGCGGGGAAGAGGGCUCGGCCCCUCGCGAGCGCUCCGUCUGAUCAACAGAUAUUGAAUAUUAAACGGCCGUACGUCCCGAAACACGGCUGUUGCUGGUGGAAUCGGGCCGUGGAGCGAAGUGGCAUCAUGUGCACCUGAUGACAUUGUCAUGAAUUCAUAGAAGCCAUUUCGCCAUUUCGAUUCGUGUCGCCGGUUUACUGUUUAUUCUUUCUCUAAUAACGAGUUUCGAUCAGACGCCGCCAGGAUGAUGGAGCUGGACGAGGUGGUGUACCAGGACGAUUAUGGGACAGUGUCUGUCAUGUCAGAGCGGGUGUCGGGCCUGGCCAGCAGCAUUUACCGGGAGUUCGAGCGCCUCAUCAAGAGCUACGAUGAGGAGGUGGUGAAGGAGCUGAUGCCGCUGGUGGUGAACGUCCUGGAGAACCUCGACUCGGUGUUAACGGAGAACCAGGAGCACGAGGUGGAGCUGGAACUUCUCAAGGAGGACAACGAGCAACUCAUCACGCAGUAUGAGCGGGAGAAAGCGCUGCGCAAACAGGCGGAGGAGAAGUUCAUUGAAUAUGAAGAUGUCUUGGAGGCAGACAAGAAAGAGUUGCAGUCCAUGUUGGAGACUUUGGAGCUGCAAACAAAACAACUCGAGCUGAAGGCCAAGAACUAUGCUGACCAGAUCUCUCGUCUGGAAGAACGAGAAUCAGACAUGAAGAAAGAGUAUAACGCCCUUCACCAGCGGCAUACAGAGAUGAUACAAACAUAUGUGGAACACAUUGAGCGUUCAAAGAUGCAACAGACAGGCAGCAACCAGUCUGAAUCUACAGGCUGCGGACGGGCUUUGGACAUAUUCCACGACACAACAGGAGGAAAAGGUAUGGGCAGUAGUGAUGAAUGGUCAGAGUUUCUGGAAAUUAUAGACUCAACACCAGAGCUAGAAAUGUGCUUGGACCCUCGAAUCUUCGGAGGAGGAAACAGUCCUUCUCAGGGCAUAGUGAAUGAGGCAUUCGGCAUCAACACAGACUCUCUGUACCAUGAGAUCAAAGACGCCAAGUCUGACAUAAUCGGUGAUGUGGACGCAGGAGCCGAACUUCUCGGGGAAUUCUCAGUCCGGGAUGAUUUCUUUGGCAUGGGGAAAGAGGUGGAAAAUCUGCUAACAGAGAACAAAAAACUACUGGAGACCAAGAAUGCCCUGAAUAUUGUGAAGAAUGACCUGAUUGCUAAAGUAGAUGAGCUGUCGAGUGAACAGGAAGUUCUCCGGGAAGAGCUGGAAACAGUGAAACAGUCCAAGAGCAAAGUGGACCAGAGAGUGAAAGAACUGGAGGAGGAGCUAAAGAGGUUGAGAGCUGAAGUUUUAGGACUAUCUCAGGACUCUAAAGAUGAAGGCGGAGAGGAUUACUCAUCUCCACUGCAGGACGAUGUGGCCAUGACGCAGAGACGAAGGUUCACACGUGUAGAGAUGGCCCGUGUGCUGAUGGAGCGCAACCAGUACAAGGAAAGACUGAUGGAGCUUCAGGAAGCUGUGCGCUGGACCGAGAUGAUCAGGGCAUCUCGAGAGAGUCCUCCUCUACCAGAGAAAAAGAAGUCCAUAAUCUGGCAGUUCUUUGCACGCCUUUUUAGUUCAUCUGCGAGCCCUCCUCCAGUGAAACGGCUGUACACCAGUGUCAACAUUCACUACAAGUCUCCCUCUCCUGCUGGCUACAACCAGAGACGCUCCCAAACCAUGUGCCAGAUCUCCACCUCCAGCUGCAUACUGGAGUUCAUGCCGGAAGAACUGCCCAGUAAUGGUGUUGCGUCUCUCCUCAGCGAUUCUGCGCUCUGUACACGCAGAGAGCAGCGUCGAGAGCAGUACCGGCAGGUGCGCGAGCACAUGCGCCGGAAGGACGGCCCCAUGCAGACCUGUGGCUGGAGUGUCCCGUCCCGAUUGAAACAGAACGGCUCCCAGGCGGAAAGUGCUCAAGAUGCCACAGCGAAGAGGACGCAGACCAAUGAGAAAGAGGAUAAUCGCUUGAAAAAUGUCCCUGUGCCAGUUUACUGCCGUCCUCUAGUGGAGAAAGACCCCAACAGGAAGCUAUGGUGUGCUGCUGGUGUGGAUCUCACUGGCUGGAAGACACCCAAUCAGGAGACUGCAGCUGUGAAGCUGUCCAAUGGCUCAGAUCCUUUGACUGCUGAAGAUGAAGGCAGAGACAGCAAGAGUGAGCAGAGCUCACCAGAGAAAAAGAAGCCUAAAGAACUGCAUGAGACUGACUCCAUGAGCAGCCGCGUGUGGAUUCUGACCAGCACUCAUUCAGCCAGUAAAGUGGUGAUUAUCGACGCAAACCAGCCCUGCUCACUGGUCGACCAGUUUAAUGUGUGUAAUGCCCAUGUGCUGUGCAUCUCCAGUGUACCAGCGGCCAGUGAGAGUGAUUACCCAGCAGGUGAGAUAUUUCUGGAGCAGCAGGCUGGAGAUGGGCCUUCAGAGGAGAAGGGUGGAGUGGAGGGCAUGCUGGCGGGGAUCACCAUCGUGGGCUGUGCCACUAACUGCAGCGUAGUGCGCAGCAACUGCUCCUCUCGCACUGACACACCUGUGCAGGACCGAAGCCAAGCUCCUACAGCUCCAGUGUGCAGAAGCUUGGCAGUGUCACAGUCUGCAGAGGAAGCCACAGAAGCCAUUGAGGUGUCUGAGGAGGCAGGGCCUAAUGAGAAUGAGGACAGCACACUCGGACCUUUCACCGAGCAUGUCUUUACUGACAGCACACACAGUGAAGCAGGUGUGCCGAAGGAGCAAGUGACAUCAGCCCCCACAGACUCCGAAGAGGCAGGAGACGACCGGGCAGGAACAAGUGCUGCCCCGACCAUGUGGCUGGGAGCCCAAAAUGGCUGGCUUUAUGUCCACUCUGCAGUGGGCAACUGGAAGAAAUGCCUCCAUUCUAUCAAACUCAAAGACUCUGUACUGAGUUUGGUACAUGUGAAAGGGAGAGUUUUGGUUGCGUUAGCUGAUGGAACUCUUGCAAUCUUCCACAGAGCUGAAGAUGGACAAUGGGACCUAUCUAACUAUCAUCUAAUGGAUCUGGGAAGACCCCACCACUCCAUCCGAUGCAUGGCUGUGGUUCAUGACAAAGUCUGGUGUGGAAACAAGAACAAGAUCCAUGUGAUCCAGCCCAAGAGCAUGCAGAUUGAGAAAUCAUUUGACGCUCACCCACGCAAGGAGAGCCAGGUGAGGCAGCUGGCAUGGAUUGGUGAUGGUGUCUGGGUUUCAAUCCGGUUGGAUUCUACGCUCCGUUUGUACCACGCACUCACACAUCAGCAUCUGCAAGAUGUGGAUAUCGAGCCUUAUGUCAGCAAGAUGCUGGGUACAGGAAAGUUGGGCUUCUCUUUUGUCAGGAUAACUGCGCUGUUGAUUGGAGGAAACCGAUUGUGGGUGGGGACUGGAAAUGGUGUCAUCAUCUCAAUCCCUCUGACUGAAACCGUAGUGCUUCAUCGAGGGCAGCUCCUUGGACUGAGGGCCAAUAAGGUGUCACCCACAUCAUCGGGGGGCGUGAUCCACGUAUAUGCAGAUGACAGUAACUCGGAGAAGAGUAGCUUCAUACCGUACUGCUCUAUGGCACAGGCUCAACUCUGUUUUCAUGGACACAGAGAUGCCGUCAAGUUCUUCGUGUCAGUGCCAGGCAAUGUGUUGGCCACCCUGAAUGGUAGCGUGUUGGACAGUCCAUCAGAGUCUCAGGGGUCCUCAGCCCCGACAGACACAGAAGCACAGAGCGUUCAGAACGUGCUGGUGCUGAGUGGAGGAGAAGGUUAUAUUGACUUCCGUAUCGGUGAUGGGGAAGAUGAGACAGAGGAAGCAGAUGGUGAAGCUCCUCAGAUGAAGCCAGCGUUGUCUAAAGCAGAGAGGAGUCAUAUCAUCGUGUGGCAGGUGUCUUAUGGUCCGGAGUGACAUGAACAGACGCCUCCUGCCUGCCCCCCUUUCCGCCCUAUAAGUCCGCCCCCAAAGACGAAGUAUGAAUCCUUUCUGUAACUAUGCCCCGAAUUGUGUACCUAAGCUAUGUACCUUCCACAGCCUUGUAACUACCCCUUUAAAAUCUUAUAUUCACCCCGUUAACCUGUAUUUUCCUACCCUCAAUUAUAACUACCUGUACGAUCCUUCAAUCCACCUUAUAACAUUCCCUUCCCAACAAAAACACACAAAGUUCAAGAACUUCCUGCAUCUUAUGACUGAAUGGCAAUUUUAAAUGAAAUAUAAACAGUUUAAAUCCAGUACCAAACUACGUUCCUGAAAGAACUACCCAGUUUUUGCCAAAAACCCUGACCUUUAUUUUUACAGUCCGUCAGCACACAGCUCACUGAAUGACAGGAACUCAUCAUGAACUCAAGUGACUUCAGAGAUGAGAAGAUUCAUUUUGGAAGAACCAGCUAGAUGUGUAAUGGAAUACAAGAGGGAAAAUGCAAAUAAAACCUCAAUAUGUAAAUACUGGAAAGCAUCAUGGACUGCAGAGAGAAAUAAGAGUGAAUACUUGAGGAUAAUCAAAUAAGUGGUCAGGAUUUGUUGGCUAGCUAGCACAAUCCAAAUAUGUCCCAAUGCCAUUUCAGCUCAUUAUUACGUAAAUAUGUAAAAGAAUAUUCAACAAAACUGAUUUAAAAAGCUCAAAUUCACUUCAACCAUUUGCAGCUACCCAUUUUUCAACCUCAGUGAGAUGUGUGCUGACUAGCACUGCUAACUUCCCUUUGGGAUUAAGAAUGAGGUUAACAGCUGAACCGAAGCAUUUGAUUGGACGAGGUUUGGAAGUGAUGGUCGUCCCAGUCGCCUUGUAUGUAAAUCAUCACUCUGUGUUCUCUUUGUGGUUAAGUAUUAAGAAAUA
Messenger RNA from Sinocyclocheilus grahami, 5197 nucleotides. Its product is annotated as C-Jun-amino-terminal kinase-interacting protein 3-like. The transcript is spliced from 33 exons. Gene Ontology annotation, biological process: vesicle-mediated transport. Gene Ontology annotation, molecular function: JUN kinase binding; kinesin binding; signaling receptor complex adaptor activity. Gene Ontology annotation, cellular component: cytoplasm. Lineage: Eukaryota; Metazoa; Chordata; Actinopteri; Cypriniformes; Cyprinidae. The record is from RefSeq and is a predicted model, not a curated record. The coding region runs from base 622 to 4275 and encodes 1217 amino acids.